Molecule: messenger RNA, 270 nt
Organism: Haemonchus placei
Lineage: Eukaryota; Metazoa; Nematoda; Chromadorea; Rhabditida; Trichostrongylidae
Source: the annotation of a GenBank genome assembly
AUGAGCCUGUUAGAUGCUAAUGAUUGUUUGGACAUCGUCGGGCUGCCGCUGGCGAUGCCGCUGAUACACUUCCGCCGUCCACACCUCAUCCGGCUGAUUUCGUCUAGUCAGGCCAGAGGCCACGUGUAUGCAGUUGGUGAACAGCCGGUGUUCGGUCACGAAACCCAUAGAUGCUUCAUUGGGGCUCGACUUCGCACGCCGAUCGACUAUUUGCUUGCACUUGUUGCUGGUACCGAACUGUGCUCGUCGUCGUCGUCAUCGUGGUCGUAG